CGAUCCGUGCCUACAAAUAGCGAGUAGCCUGACAGUAGUCACCUCCAUCUGGCAUAGAGCCAAGCGGUCUGCUAACGUCUGAGUAAAAAUGAUCGAGAAGAACGCUACCAAGUGUCACAAACAGAAAAGCUAAAGAUGGAAGAACUACUGGAGAGAUAAUUGUAAGGAAAAAUUCGGAGCCACCGAGCAGGAUGUCCGCAUCCGCAGCAAAUGGUGGAGUGGGAGAUAAUUCCCAUUUUCCAGCAGUGAUCGAGCUAAAUGUCGGUGGGGUUUUUUACACAACGUCACUGGCAACGUUGACUAAAGAACCGAAUUCUCUGCUAGCCCAAAUGUUCGGAAGCAAAGGAAGACAGGGAGUGAUGAAGGAUUCGAAAGGUAAAUACUUCAUCGACAGAGAUGGGGUAUUGUUCCGCUACGUAUUGGACUAUUUACGAAAUCAGAAAAUGAUCCUACCCGAGAAUUUUCACGAAAGAGAUCGACUGAGAAACGAAGCGGAAUACUUCAACCUUCCAGAAAUGGCCGCUGGUGUGGAAAUGGUUCCAGCAUCCAGGCUGUCUCACCAGAGCCAAUCGGUGGUAGGUCAACCAGGUUACGUAACAGUAGGCUACAGAGGGACGUUCGCCUUCGGCAGAGACGGUCUGGCCGAUGUCAAAUUUAGAAAACUGACCCGCAUCCUUGUGGCUGGGAAAGUGACAAUAUGCCGUGAAGUCUUUGGCGAGACGUUAAACGAGAGUAGAGAUCCCGAUCGUGGCACCGAAGAUCGUUACACGGCGCGUUUCUUUCUUAAGCACAAUUCGUUAGAACAGGCAUUCGAUUGUUUACAAGAGGCCGGUUUCAGAUGUUUAACCGCAGCUGGUUCCGGUACUGCUUCCGGUGGUGUGGGAGAACCUAUGAAACCCGGAAUGGAUUCCGAAGAAAAUCGCUGGAACCACUACAACGAGUUUGUCUUCGCCAGACCUUAGAACCUCGGAAAUCAGAUGUAGCGUCGAGGGACCAUCGAAAUUUUGCUUUUGUCUUUCGAGGAGACGGAAAAUAAAAGGUAGAAUCCCGUGUUUCCGUGUUUACGCGGUGAGUCCUUUCUCCCCCUUAAAAAAGCCCGUUCUGGACAACCGGGCGACAACAUUUUUGUCGUUUAAUGUCGUGGUGUUGGGUAAAUUUUCGUCUGAUGUGCCUAAAAAUGUUUUUGUUAGUCAUAAAUCGAUGUUUUAGUAUCGAACUGUCGGUGUUACUGACAAUUGUCACCGCCAUUGUCUAAGUAACGCACACGCCUAUCUAGAGAAGCUGCCAAACCCAGGAUUAAAUUUAGAAAGAAGGCAUUUUUCGAUUCCCCCUUCCUUUAAAAUGUGUUUCCUACUUUAUUCUCCGAAUAGGAAAGUUGCAAUAGAUAAAAUUAAAUUGUGCCACUCGAAAAAAAGGAGGAAGCUCUAAAGUACAUUGUUCUCGAAUCGAAACUAUCCAAUUACUAACUGUCAGGGUGUGGUUGCUGACCGUUUUCUGUCGCUAUACCGAAGAUUAAAAUUAACUUCAUUCUCUAAAUUUGAUGAUAUUUGCUUUCGAUUUUAUUUAUUUAUUGAAUUUCGACAUUUUUUUUUUACUUUUAAUCUUUAAAUAUUUAUACAUAAACACAAUCCGUACGGAAGAAGAACGAAUCUGAAAGCAAGCAAAAGUAUUAAAGAAUAAAAUAUAUUUUCGAUCUCAUGAAAUAUUUAAGGCCGUAUAAAAUAGGAAAAGUCUCAGUUUUUCUGUUAGAAAAUGGAAAUAUAACAUUACAUUUCUUUCUAAAAUAUUUACAGUUCGUUGAUGUCGCCAAUUAACUUCCGUGUAAACAGCACGUAAACAUAACAGGUAAAGAAGUGGAGGAGGAAAUUAUUUUGUGUUUAUUAAACCACUAAAAUUUAUUACUGGUCAACUUAAACAGUAAUUCUCUAGAGAGUCGACAAUCGAAUAGCUUCCACUCUUUAAUUUUAUUAAAAGAAAUUACUAGUUUGUUCUUCCUAAAUAAGAAAAGAGAUGAGAGAGAAAGCUGUCUUGUAUCGAAAUUAAUUUUUUUUUCUCUCUUUUUUUUAAAUAAAAUAGGAUAAAAAUCUUACUUAUCUAAAAUGUAAUCGUGAUUUUUUUUAAUUGUUUAGCUUCUCUUAAAAAAUUAAUUAAGGUUUAAUCUAAAAAACAAGCUUAAUCCUUUAAGAACAGUACUUGAAAAGUUGAUUCCCUUUCACGAAAAAUGCCUUCUUUCGUGUAAUCAGAUUUAGUAUAUUUCUUUUUGAUUGCACUAGUUCAUAAUUUUAAUGAAAUUUCGAAAGAAAGCCCAAAAAAUGCACCUAGAAAUUAGUCGAAUCGAAUUUAAAAAAGAAAAAAAAAAUUGCACUUCAAUGAUAAUUUAUCCCCGGGCAGAAAAGCAAAAAUUGUCUUUUUAAAUCUGUUGUUUCUCGUAUUGAAUAUGUGUGGAUAAAACAAAAAAAAAAAAUCAUAAUAAUCAUCUAAAUAUUCUACGUUGCUUAUUAUAGUAAAUAGCUUGUAUUUAUGAAGUAGUAUUAGCUCGUCUAACGC
Molecule: messenger RNA, 2547 nt
Organism: Centruroides sculpturatus (bark scorpion)
Lineage: Eukaryota; Metazoa; Arthropoda; Arachnida; Scorpiones; Buthidae
Product: BTB/POZ domain-containing protein KCTD12-like
Exons: 1
Coding region: 192-962 (256 amino acids)
Biological process (GO): protein homooligomerization
Molecular function (GO): protein binding
Source: RefSeq, a predicted model, not a curated record